UCUGCUCAUGCUGGAAGAACUGCAGAAAGAACACACCUGUGACGGGCAUCAUUAAUAAAGACGCUAAGACUUUCAGUAGAACCCCGCGUCUAAAAGCUGAACGAAAAUACAUACUGUUCACCAAAGGAUUCUUUUUUAUCCCAGCUAUUUCCAGAUGUCUAGAUGAAAUCCAGCUGCAGACUUUGAGCAGGCUCAUUGUUUACUUUUCAUAUUGGACAGACCAGACAUCUACUGCGGAAUCUCAGUAAUGGAGCACCAACCAGGGAGUCCAGUGGCUGGAAAAGCAGAGGAGCAAUCAGGAAGUCUUCUCCUCACCUACUUCCAGGGAGAUAUUAAUAGCAUGGUAGAUGCACAUUUCUCACGUGCCUUAGAAAAUCUCACCAAACCAAAGGGAGACAUCACUAAAAACAAGAAACCCCGAAAAUCAUUCAAACCUGAGCAGCCAAGUACAAGUAACUGGGGCAUGCAGUCGAAUCUGUGCUUUGAAAGCACAGACUCUUCAGGACGAAUUGAACUUGGCAGAAAAGAAGAGCUGCAGACUAACCACCGUCUGCCACAUAACACUCCUGAGGAGAGCUCCAGUGUUUGGCUCGGUGGUCCACGACAGGGCACGAGUCUGGUGUUGCCUCCCAUGGUGUAUCCCUCUGCUGCGUCUGCUGAGGGUUUGAUGAUGGCAGAUCAUCAGUACAAUUCCCUAUUAAACCUUCUGCACAGUGACCGGCCAGAUCUGGGCUCCGUCAUGGUAACCUCCAAACAAGAUCUCAUGCCCGGCUGGGCCCGGCAUCCAGGAUUUGGAGAUCAGAUGACUCCAGAUCACAGCCUAGACUCUGGUAUCGAAAUUCAGACCUAGGUGUGCCAAUGAUGGAGAAGAAGGAUCUAUACUGGUAUUAAGGAAGCACAGUUGCAGUCGUUAGACACCUUUACGUAGGAAACAAAAACCCGAUACUCAUUAUGAAGGAAGUCUUAUCAUUGUUUUACUUGUUUUAAGAGUUCAGAGCCUUGAAAUGCUUCACGCAGAAGCUGCUGCACCUGACUACAUGCAGAAAAACCUGUUCGAGAACAAGCUCAUCACGUAGUCCAGCACAGCGACUUUUAAAAGAACAUCCCUUAAGCUAUGUUGGGGUUGGUGGAGCAUUUUCAAAAGACUUUCAGACAGCUUACGAAAUCCAGGUAAUUCCUAGAUAUUUAUUUCGUUAAUCUUUUAAUUACUUGUUCUUGUUUUAGAAUUGUAGAGACAAAAAUGAUUAUCUCAUUAAAUAAUGACUAUAUGGGAAACUGAUGUUUGUUAUUUAUAAACAAAAAAUAAACAUAUAUGGAUGUACGUGUAGUUGCCUUCUUGGAAUUUUAUAUGAACGAUAAUAUGGACAUGAAAGACAAAAUGAAUGAGACAAAAAACAAGUUCAACUGAAAAACGAGUUGCACAGAAAAAAACCUGAGAUAGUCAUCUGACAGGAUUUAUUUAUGUGAGCUGCCUGAACUGAGUUUUUGUUUAACCUUGGUGAAAAUAAAGAAAAGUACAAAUGUAUGAAUUUAGUUGAAGUACAACUGUUGUAAAAUGUGUAAAAUAAUAGAAGCUGGAAUAAAUAUGGUAUGGGGAAUUAAGUGUAUAGAGUUUAAGUAUAUGACUUCUGUUAAAAAUGUGUACAAUGACUGCUGAUAUAUAUUUUUUGUUGUUGUUGUGAUCCAUUGUAUACCAGGAAAAUAAAUACAAAAAUGUGUACCAUGAA
This is a messenger RNA of Tachysurus fulvidraco (yellow catfish), 1727 nucleotides long. It is a transcript of the gene vgll1l, whose product is annotated as vestigial like family member 1. The record is from RefSeq and is a predicted model, not a curated record. Gene Ontology annotation, biological process: regulation of transcription by RNA polymerase II. NCBI's taxonomy places the organism in Eukaryota, Metazoa, Chordata, Actinopteri, Siluriformes, Bagridae. Bases 248 to 850 code for a protein of 200 amino acids. Gene Ontology annotation, cellular component: nucleus. The transcript has 4 exons.